Microplitis mediator is the source of this 6257-nucleotide messenger RNA. Its product is annotated as 1-phosphatidylinositol 4,5-bisphosphate phosphodiesterase-like. Bases 539 to 3841 code for a protein of 1100 amino acids. Lineage: Eukaryota; Metazoa; Arthropoda; Insecta; Hymenoptera; Braconidae. Gene Ontology annotation, biological process: phosphatidylinositol-mediated signaling; lipid metabolic process. The record is from RefSeq and is a predicted model, not a curated record. The transcript is spliced from 20 exons. Gene Ontology annotation, molecular function: calcium ion binding; phosphatidylinositol-4,5-bisphosphate phospholipase C activity.
GUAUCGAGCUAUUCAGUGGCACCUGGCCUCUGCUGGCCUCCUGGCAGUUUGGCUUGCUCGAUGCUCGCCCGUGUAUCGCCUUGACGAGCCUCUCUAUCAGCAGUGUCUGUGCCCGCGAUUCCUCUUCCUCGUCCUCUGGUCCUCACUCUCGUCCUCUCUCUCUCUGUCUCUCUCUUUCUCAUCUCCAUCCACUCGGAGUGCUUGUGUCACCUCGUUACAUGUAGCCCUACAUGAGUUACAUAUUUCGUCGGCCUGGUGCCCAGUAACUGCUUACAGCAACUUUAAACGAUAAGCCCGCGCGUGACACGCACGGGUCCGAGAUGAAUUCGCGAGUGCUGCUGUACGGCCGGUAAUCACACAUUGGCCUGUGCAGCGACACACUAAAAUGAGAUAUUCCACUCGAAAGAAAAGUUCUUAACGAGGCAGAGCUUGAGUGAACCAUUGGCUUCCUAAUUGCAGAGACAGCUCUCCAAGAGCAACUGAAUAAAAUAAUAAUAACAAUAUUAUUAUUAAUAAUAACAACAACUGGAAAAACAAUAUGACAAAGAGGUUUGAGUUUAAUUGGCAGAUCGAGGUACCGGAGGCUCUGCGCAAUGGAUGUGUGUUUGAUCGGUGGACUGAGGAGAAGGACAAUACCGAGAUCGAGCUUAAUUGUCUCUUCAAGGUUGAUGAGUAUGGGUUUUUCAUUUACUGGCAAAGCGAGGGCAAGGACGGCGACGUCAUCGAGCUGUGUCAAGUGAGCGACAUACGGGCUGGAGGUGUACCCAAGGAUCCGAAGCUGUACGAUAAGUUGGUAGGCAAGCACGGCGAACAACUUGAUGAUAAAAGUCUUGCCAUAUGUUCCGGAGCCGAUUACACAAAUAUUAAUUACCAACAUGUUGUCUGUCCUGAUGUUAACACUGCUAAGAUAUGGUUAGCUGGAAUAAGACGUAUCACUCACAAUGUCAAAGCCAAUAACGUAUGUCCGCUGACUUGUUUAAAAAAACAUUGGAUGAGACUGAGAAUGCUGGUUGAUCCCAAUGGAAAAGUUCCUGUGAAGGUUGUUGCAAGAACUUUUGCCUCUGGAAAGACUGAGAAGUUGGUCUAUCAGUGUCUGUCUGACUUGGGUUUGCCGAGUGGCAAGAACGACGUCAUAGAGCCAGACGACUUUACAUUCGAUGCAUUUUACGCCCUCUACCAUAAAAUCUGCCCGCGUAAUGACAUCGAGGAACUUUUUCAAUCCAUAACCCAAGGCAAAGCAGAUACAAUUAAUUUGGAACAAUUGAUAACUUUUCUGAAUGAGAAACAACGUGACCCAACUUUAAAUGAAAUUCUCUAUCCCCUUUAUGACGAAAAGCGGGCUUUUGAAAUAAUUAAUGAUUACGAGCAGAAUGAAAGCUAUAGAAAUCAAAAGACAAUGACUAAGGACGGAUUUAUCAGGUAUUUAAUGUCCGAUGAGAACGCUCCAGUUUUUCUCGACAGAUUGGACGUCUAUAUGGAUAUGGAUCAGCCCCUAGCCCAUUAUUACAUCAAUUCCAGUCAUAACACUUAUCUGAGCGGCAGACAGUUCGGCGGAAAAUCUAGCGUUGAAAUGUAUCGGCAGGUUCUGCUCGCCGGUUGCAGGUGCGUCGAAUUGGAUUGUUGGGACGGGAAAGGUGAAGACGAAGAACCGAUAAUAACUCAUGGGAAAGCAAUGUGCACGGCGAUCCUCUUCAAAGAGGUCAUUUACGCAGUCCGGGACACGGCAUUUGUCACGUCUGAGUACCCGGUGAUACUGAGCUUUGAAAAUCACUGCAGCAAAGCUCAACAGUACAAAUUAGCUAAAUACUGUGAUGAAAUAUUAGGCGACUUGUUGCUAAAAGAACCACUAAAAGACUAUCCGUUGGAACCGGGUGUGCCGCUCCCACCACCGAGUCUUCUCAAGCGUAAGAUUCUCAUCAAGAAUAAGCGACUGAAACCGGAGGUUGAGAAACAAGAAUUAGAGCUCUUCAAACAAGGUCAAUUUAUUAUCGAGGAUGAGAUCAAAGAGGAUGCUAGUGCACCGGCUGUUGUGGCUGGAGUUGUUGAACAACAAUCGGUAGACUCUGCAGUUGUAGAUGUUGUUGCCGUUCAGCAAAACUCAUCAAAUUCUGGCGUGGGUCCAAGUGGUUUGGGUGACAGCAUCGAGUUGGCUGUCGUGCAACCCUACACCGGCAGUACGACCAACGUCCAUCCCUGGCUAUCUUCCAUGGUAAACUAUGCACAACCCAUAAAAUUUCAAGGUUUCGACGAGGCCGAACAAAAAAGUAUUCACUACCACAUGUCUUCCUUCGCCGAAAACACUGGCCUCAAUCAUCUAAAGACUUCGGCAAUUGAAUUCGUCAAUUACAACAAACGGCAAAUGAGCAGAAUCUAUCCGAAAGGUACCAGAGCUGAUUCAUCGAACUACAUGCCUCAGGUCUUCUGGAAUGCCGGGUGCCAAAUGGUCUCGUUGAAUUUUCAAACGGCCGACCUCCCAAUGCAAUUGAACCAAGGGAAAUUCGAAUAUAACGGAUCGUCAGGCUACUUGUUAAAGCCCGACUUUAUGAGACGCGCAGAUCGAAGCUUCGACCCGUUUGCUGAGAGUCCAGUUGAUGGGGUUAUCGCAACUUCGUGCAGCGUCCAGGUUAUUGCCGGGCAAUUUCUGUCUGACAAAAAAGUUGGCACUUACGUGGAAGUGGAGAUGUACGGGCUGCCAACAGACACCAUCCGGAAGGAAUUCCGUACCCGAGUUGUUCCCGCAAACGGUCUAAAUCCGGUCUACAAUGAGGAGCCUUUUCUCUUCAGGAAGGUCGUGCUGCCCGAUCUGGCAGCUCUCAGGUUCGCGGUUUACGACGAGUCCAAUGGAAGGCUUCUCGGUCAGAGGAUUGUCCCUCUGGACGGGCUGCAGUCCGGGUAUCGCCACAUCGCACUGCGCACAGAGGCCAAUUUCCCCAUGUCACUUCCUAUGCUCUUUUGCAACAUUGAAAUUAAAAUUUACGUACCCGAUGGGUUCCAAGAGUUCAUGGACGCUUUAACGGCUCCACGAGCGCCGAGGAAGACUGAAAUUCCGACGCAGCCCCGUGUACGGGGUCUAGAUGAAGGCGAUAGCAAACUAUCAGGAGAUUCAUCUCAGUCACGAUCUAAUGAAGCCGCUAAGCCCAGAGAGACAAUGGAUUUCGAGCCAAUAACCGUGGAAGCACUCCGCCAAGAGAAAUCUUACCAAAAAUUAGUCCGUAAGCAGCAGAAAGAGUUGGAGUCUUUCAAGAAACGGCAGUUAAAAGAAAGAAAUACCGUCCAGAAGCAGCAGUGCGCUGCUAUAGAGAAGCUUAUAAAGGGAAAAAACAAAGCGGAAUUAUCGAGGGAUCCGAUCGUUCGUAGAGCGGUCUCGGAGCAGACGACCCAGUGGUCCCAUCUGACGGAGAGACAACGGAGGGAGGAACACGACCUGGUGCUGAGCCAUUUGGAGGAUCGAAGGGCGCAGCUGCGCAAACUCUGUCAGGCUGCCCAAGCGAACCAGUGCAAGAUCCUGACAACGAGGCACGAAAGGGAGAUCAAGGAAUUGAACGCUCGGCAGGCCAGGCUGUCGGUCGAGAGCACUCGCGAGGUGAUGAACGACAAGACUCUCAAGAGUCGCGGUAUCAAGGAGGGGAGGCUCAGAGAAAAACAGCAGAACAACACCAAGAGAUUUAUGGAGGAGCGUAAAUUUGCCCAGAUGGUCCAGAAUCGGGAGAGAGAGAAGCUCAAGAUGAUACACAAUGAGCAGCUUGAGGAAUUGCAGAAGGAAAUGAAUGGGAUUGUGGAGAUGCAUAAGAACCAAGAAAUAGAGUACGAGUUGGGUCCAAAGAAUGAAUUCUACGUGUGAUCAAAAAUGCCGAAAUAAAUUAUAGUUUCUUGUCAAAUAGAUUUAAAAAGUAAAUGAAUAAAACUAGCCUAUAGUUAUUUAUUAAAAACUAAGUAGAGAAUAACUGAAAAAUAAUAAUAAAUCUCAGAUAAUUUAUAACUGUCGUUAAACUAUUGGAAUUGGGAACAAGUCUUUGCGUUAGUACGGUCUCGUGUACCUAGCUCUGUCUUGCAUCAACCGCUCGACGUGGAGAGUAAACAAACUGAAAAAAAUUUAAAUAAAUAAAUUAAAAAUCAAUAGUUAUAAAUAAAAUAUUUUAAAAAUAUAAAUAGCGGUGUGCAAAUAAUGCGACUUUAUUAACUUUUCGUAUCAAAUCGAAUAUUAACUUUCAACUUUGAUCUGCAAUCGAGUUAUUUUAAAGUCGAAACUUUACAACCCUAGCGGACCCGAACUACAGUAAAUUGUCGUAAAAAUACCGCAAUUUACUGCAAACUCGUCUUUAAUUGCGGUAAUUUACGGAAGGUUGUCGCAUGUUACCACAAUUUGCCGUAAAUUUCCGUACGUUGUCGUAAAUUGCCGCAGUUUUGCCGUAAAUGGCGUAUUUACGGUAAUUAACGGUAAUUCUUCCGAAUAUCGUAAAUUGCGGUAAUUUACAGUAAAAUACUUCGAUGUCACGGCAAAUUUUCGAUAAAAUACUGAACUUUAACCGUAAAAUACCGCAGGAUUGUCGCAAAUUUACCGUAAAUUUCCCGUAGAUUGCGGGAUCUUACCGCAAAUUACCGUAAUGGGCCAUAUUUUUGUCGUAAAUUGCCGCAGUUUUGCCGUAAAUGGCGUAUUUGCGGUAAUUCACGGCAAUUAUUCCGAAUUUCGUAAAUUGCGGUAAUUUACAGUAAAAUACCUCAAUGUCACGGCAAAUUUUCGAUAAAGUACUGAGCUUUAACCGUAAAAUACCACAGUAUUGUCGCAAAUUUACCGUAAAUUUCCCGUAGAAUACGGGAUCUUACCGCAAAUUACCGUAAUGGGCCAUAUUUUUGUCGUAAAUUGCCGCAGUUUUGCCGUAAAUGGCGUAUUUGCGGUAAUUCACGGCAAUUAUUCCGAAUUUCGUAAAUUGCGGUAAUUUACAGUAAAAUACCUCAAUGUCACGGCAAAUUUUCGAUAAAAUACUGAACUUUAACCGUAAAAUACCACAGUAUUGUCGCAAAUUUACCGUAAAUUUCCCGUAGAAUGCGGUAUUUUACCGCAAAUUACCGUAAUUGGCCAUAUUUUUGCCGUAAAUUCCCGUAUUUUACAGUAAUUCUUCUAAAAUCCGUAAAUUACGUAUUUUAGGUAAUUUACCGUAAUUCGGAUCUGCUAGGGAAAUAUUUAAAAAUUCUAAAGUAUCGUAAAAAUAAUAAAUUUAUCCUUGAGGUAAAAAAUAAAUAUUCGAAAUUAGGAUAUUGACAAAUAAUUUAAAAUGUCAAAAAUAUAAAUUAUCCGAUCGGAGAUCAAAGUGGAAUAUAAAUAUCACACUCGAAUACUAUCAGCACAUCCACGAUAAAUAAAUAUGAGUAUAAAUCUAAAAUAGUUUAUUUAGCAAGAGUGUCCGGUAGUUUAUUUUAUAAUGGAAAAAAGUCGUCUGUCCACUUUUGUGCCAUUAAGUGUGUAGAUUGUUUAGUUGACUGCGCACAAUUGCCUAUAAAUAUAAAUAUAAAUAUAAGUAUAAAUAUAGUAUUUAAAUAUUACACGCACUCGUAGGCAUUAAUUGUUAUAAUUUAUAUAUAUUUUUCCACCUUCACCGGAUGCUUUUAUUAAACAGACUAUAAAUAUAAAUAUAUGUAUAGAUAACAAUGCGUGCGUAUAUUUAUAUAAAUUAUUCGGCGGUGAAAUAGCAGCUCAUCUCUUCUUAAUAUUUUUUUAUAAGAGUAUCAAAUUUAUUCCACGUUGUAGCGUGAGCAUAUAGAUCGAGCAGUCAAUAAAUAAUAAAUAAAUAAAUAUAUGAUUAAAUGAAUAAACAAAGUGAUCUAGUCAAACAAAGUCUUUAGAGUAAUUUUCAAGGGAACACGCAGACGGUCGCUUCGUGUUUUAUCUGCCGUCAACUUUAAUAAAAGUAAAUUAUUUGUAGACUACUAAAUAUAAAUAUAUAUAUUAUAUAUUAUAUAUUACCUACUGUUAUAGAAUAAAACGAAAAUUUUAUCGAUCAAAAGUAAAUAAAAUAUAAAAUAUUAAGUAUGGACUUGUACGUGGAUAUUUUGCACUGGCAAAUAACAUUGUACAUAUAUUAAUAUGAUAAAUUAAUAAAUAAGUUUAAAUAUAAAUAUUGUCUAGCGAUUCACGGUUCUAUUGUUGGUUUUCGCUAUCGUAAUGUUAUUUACAUAUUAAUAAAUUAUUAUAAUUAAACAUUGAUUAUUUUGAAUCUGUAUAUUGAAUCUAACGAUGAGGAUAAAAUAAAGAGAUCGUA